This is a messenger RNA of Stegodyphus dumicola, 1010 nucleotides long. Its product is annotated as ubiquitin carboxyl-terminal hydrolase 8-like. Gene Ontology annotation, molecular function: cysteine-type deubiquitinase activity. Gene Ontology annotation, biological process: protein deubiquitination. NCBI's taxonomy places the organism in Eukaryota, Metazoa, Arthropoda, Arachnida, Araneae, Eresidae. The record is from RefSeq and is a predicted model, not a curated record.
UGCUUGCGGAGUGCAGGUGUAAUGUUUAAUGAUUUUUUUAAAUGGUUCCAGUUUAAUAAGUAAUGCUUUAAUGUAAUUGCUGUGUGAAGUCAGUGUCCGAAUUUUACUUCCGUACUUUCCUUUGAAACUGCAGCUGAUCUGAAUAAAUUUUACUAUGUCCUCUAGAUAUGACGUUUUUAUUUCCGAAAUCUCUACAAACUUUUGUGUUUAAAUGAAAUUAGGAUAAAAAAUAUUGUUUGAUCAUUAUAUUGAAAUGUGAUGGUAUUUCUGAUACUUCGUACGAACUGUUUCAAGUUUUCUUAACGAACUGUCUUACUUUUUUUUUAAGCGAAAUAAUUUUUUGGACAAUAUUAAAAAUGCCUUCAACAUCCUUAAAGGAACUCCACAUAGCUACAUCUAUGGAAAAUCUUAUACAGAAAUCUGUUGUUGAUGUCAAAGGUAGACCUACAAAGAGUCUGGUAACAGGAGCACGUAAGCUUUUUCAAGCAGCAGAGACUGCUCACGUCCUCGAUAAAGAUGAAGAGCAAGCUUUUGUUUUAUAUUCGAAGUUCAUUGAAUUGAUUUUAGUGUUGAAGGACAGGUCUGAUUUCUCAACAGAUCCAAGUCGCAAGUGCCUUAUGGAAUAUAGUAAUACUGCUAUUGCAAAAGCUGAAAGUUUGAAAGAGAGUCUAGUAAAGAGGUAUGCCCAUCUAGAAGAAGCUGCUUGCAGGAAAAAGAACGAAAUAAAUGAGCGCAUUUCAGUACUUCGUGCUAGUGAACCAGAUAAAAAUAUAUCAUUGGAGCACAAAGUUAUUUCUAAUAUAGAAGUAACAAAAGAAAAAGAAUUUGAAGAUGGUUCCAUAUCAUGCUCCAGGUUUUUUUCCUUGCUGACCUCUGGUAAGUUUGUUAUUAUUAUGGAUACAAGAUCAGCUGAGGACUUUACCAAAUCUCAUAUCAAGCACAGCUGCUGUAUUAAUAUACCUCAUGAAAUACUUAAACCUGGGUAGAGUAAUGUAUUAUAUUUUCUUUAU